AUGAUUUACUACGAGCUGCCAGACAAGACGGAAAGUACACGGGAGAAUCCCCUUCGGACUAGUGGACAGGCUGUCAAUCUGGCCGCCUUCCGUCGUAGUUGA
This is a messenger RNA of Parastagonospora nodorum SN15, 102 nucleotides long. RefSeq lists its product as hypothetical. Bases 1 to 102 code for a protein of 33 amino acids. Lineage: Eukaryota; Fungi; Ascomycota; Dothideomycetes; Pleosporales; Phaeosphaeriaceae. The transcript has 2 exons. The record is from RefSeq and is a predicted model, not a curated record.